CUUCAUUUCUGUCGACCGCCUCCUCCCAUCUCUCGUUCUCUCGCUCUCCCCCGCAUCCUCCCGGCGAACCAAUGCUGCCUUACCGGACGAUCGCCGACGCCGAGGCGGCGCUCGGCCGGAGCCUCACCUCCGCCGAGGCCCUCUGGUUCGACUACUCCGCUGCCAAGUCGGAUUACUUCCUCUACUGCCACAACAUCCUCUUCCUCUGCCUCAUCUUCUCCCUCGUCCCCCUCCCCACCGUGCUCCUGCAGCUCGCCCGCCCCUCCGGCUUCGACCGCUUCAAGAUCCAGCCCAAGGUCCGCCUCUCCUCCUCCGAGGUUUUCAAGUGCUACAAGGACGUCAUGAAGAUGUUCUUCCUCGUCGUCAGCCCGUUGCAGCUCGCCUCGUACCCGACCGUCAAGAUGGUUGGGAUCAGGACAGGAUUGCCAUUGCCAUCAUUCUGGGAGAUUCUGGCGCAGCUCUUGAUCUAUUUCAUGAUUGAGGAUUACACCAACUACUGGUUGCACAGAUGGUUGCACUGCAAAUGGGGGUAUGAGAAGAUCCACAGGGUUCACCAUGAGUACACUGCUCCAAUUGGUUUUGCGGCGCCAUACGCGCACUGGGCUGAGAUUCUAAUCCUGGGAAUCCCUUCUUUUCUUGGGCCUGCUUUUGUUCCUGGGCACAUGAUCACAUUGUGGUUGUGGAUUGCUUUACGACAGAUUGAGGCCAUCGACACUCACAGCGGUUAUGACUUGCCCUGGAGUCCUGCGAAGUACAUUCCAUUUUAUGGUGGCGCAGACCAUCAUGAUUACCAUCACUAUGUGGGCGGUUUAAGUCACAGCAACUUUGCUUCAGUGUUUACCUAUUGUGACUUCAUCUAUGGAACUGAUAAGGGCUAUCGGUAUCAGAAGAAACUCCUCGAGAAGAUGAAGGCGGAUCAGAUUAAGGAGGAAUGGAGAAGUGGCGAUUCUACUCGAGAUCUUAAAGAUGACUAGCUUAGAGGAAUGAUGGUAUUCAUUCUUGGUGGUGGCCCCUUAUUGCGUUGACUGCUUAUCAUUUUCCCAUGACCAUUGCAGUUGAGUCAGCAUCUCAUGCGAAUCCGGCUAAGUAGAACCAACCAUGGGUUGGGGUGGUGAUUAGCUUGGUCAGUGUCUUAA
Messenger RNA from Rhodamnia argentea, 1136 nucleotides. Its product is annotated as methylsterol monooxygenase 1-1-like. The transcript is spliced from 5 exons. Lineage: Eukaryota; Viridiplantae; Streptophyta; Magnoliopsida; Myrtales; Myrtaceae. Bases 72 to 974 code for a protein of 300 amino acids. The record is from RefSeq and is a predicted model, not a curated record. Gene Ontology annotation, molecular function: C-4 methylsterol oxidase activity; iron ion binding. Gene Ontology annotation, biological process: sterol biosynthetic process.